This is a messenger RNA of Coniosporium apollinis CBS 100218, 1167 nucleotides long. RefSeq lists its product as uncharacterized. The record is from RefSeq and is a predicted model, not a curated record. Bases 1 to 1167 code for a protein of 388 amino acids. NCBI's taxonomy places the organism in Eukaryota, Fungi, Ascomycota, Dothideomycetes. The transcript has 5 exons.
AUGGCUCUUGAAACCUUGUUGUCAAACGAGAUGGACAUGAACUACCGAUGGUGGAAAUUUCCAGCAAUCAACGUUGUGGAUCGAUACGCGAGUCACAGGUACAAGGUCAAGGAUCUCAAGUUCGGGGACGGGGAACUCGACCCAGCAGCUGAAGUUUUUUAUUGGCUUUUUAAGAUCGAAGGACAGAUGGAACAAGGCGACACAGCGUUGUCAGUUCCGGAUCUACGCGAGACUUCCCCGGCGGAGAUUCAAAGCUACGAGGAGAUGCAACGCUGGCUUGGCAAUCCUGACUUGCAAUCGGCCGACCUGGAGGCAGCUUGUAAAAGGCUCGGAAUCCCGAACCCUGAUAGGUCCCAAAUGCCUGAGGCUAGACGGCUUCGAGGAUUCAUUGGUGAGAUCGUUGUGCUGAAGCAGGAGAAGCUCGCAAUAUGGGUUGUCCGCCCUCUUAACACCGAUGUGCGGUCAUACCGCGCUGACUUGUCGCAAGGCCAGCGCACCGAUCUGGCCUUCGAUCUUCAUGAGGAAAAGCACAAGUGUACCAUUCUCAUUUGCAGCUAUCUGGUCUCCGCGUGUAGCUUGAAUCUACUCGGCCACUGUCGCGUUAUCAUACUGUUCGAGCCGUCUCCAAACGAUUCAAUCCUGAGGCAAGUGCUGGGUAGGCAACUACGCUGCGGCCAGAAGAAGUGGAUCCGACUCAUCAGCCUCGUGCUUGAGGAGUCCUUCAACCUCCGCCAGAAUGCGAACAACCUGGUCAAAGCUUUACCCGGACUCAUAACAUGCCUGAACUUGGAAGUGUGGGGCGAUGGCACGGAUGGAGAAGUUGGCCUUGGAGAUUGGGUGCCGUACCGGGGACAGCUGUACCAAGCAAAUGCUCCGACCGUGGCGGGAAUGAACUUGAACGUCCUGUUAGAUGAUGCACUUUUGGUGCUCGUUUAUAAGGCGCUCGCCGGCGAAGAACUCAGCUUUGAGGAUUCUAUGGUUGAGACCGCAGCGCAGCAGGGAGCGCAGCAGAGAGAAGGCGGAAAGGCCCAGGAUGAGGGGAAAGAGAGGAAGGAAGGUGUAAGAAAGAUGGAGGCGGAGGGGCGGAGGGGCGGAGAAGGGUUUUAUGCCCGAUGGCGGCAAGACGGAGCUGCUGGAGUCAUCGAUUGGGUUAGCGAUGAUGAUUAG